UGGAUGAAAAACAUCUGGAUCUGCCUACACGGGACUCCAGCCAAAAGCCCCACGCCCAACCAGUUGUUUCACUGAAUACAGCUUCAAUAAGCCCACUACUCACAUUCUCAAAUACAUAGAAAGACACAGUUCGACCACGACGUUUUGACCGGGUUUACAUUUUUAUGAUAAGAUUAUGGGGUGCUGGAGAUUCUCGGCAGUGAAUAUUGUUCUUCUGUCUUUCUGCCUUCCCAUCCUCUCCUUCACACACAUCAAGCCCAGGCUGUGUAAGUGGUGUGACUACUCCAGCCCUAUCUGUGAGGACAGUGUGUGUUACACCAACUGCUCCCUCUCCUCCUUCUGUUAUCUGAGUGAAGAGAUCUGCGUUGCUAUAUGGCGGAAGGACAACCAGAGUAUGAGUGUGAAGACGUUAUGCCACCAGCCCCAGCAGCCUCUGGAUAACAUCUUGUUGUCCAACUACUCUUCCAACGAGUGUGUGAUGGCUCCUCAUCCUUCUGAGGACGGGGUCCUUUUCGUCUGUGGCUGCCUGGGAGAUCAUGAGUGCAACGAUAAGCUCAUAUUCGACAAGGGCUCCAAUGGUUUUCCCAAGCUCAAGAGUAAAGAUGUGAUCCCAGUGGUAGUGAUCAGCCUGGUCCCUCCCAUCUUAGUGGCUAUCAUUGCUGCCAUGGCUUUCUACCUGUACCGUACCAAACAGCCCAGCAAGCAGCCCAAAGACUGGGCACCCAAACGCACACACUACAAGAACAGCACAAACUGGCUCUAACCAGAAUAGAAAGAGGAGUGGGAGGCCCCGGUGCACAACUGAGAAAGAGGACAAGUACAUUAGAGUGUCUAGCUU
Messenger RNA from Salmo salar (Atlantic salmon), 838 nucleotides. Its product is annotated as TGF-beta receptor type-2. NCBI's taxonomy places the organism in Eukaryota, Metazoa, Chordata, Actinopteri, Salmoniformes, Salmonidae. Gene Ontology annotation, molecular function: transforming growth factor beta receptor activity, type II; ATP binding; metal ion binding. Gene Ontology annotation, cellular component: membrane. The record is from RefSeq and is a predicted model, not a curated record. Gene Ontology annotation, biological process: protein phosphorylation.